Molecule: messenger RNA, 838 nt
Organism: Musca domestica (house fly)
Lineage: Eukaryota; Metazoa; Arthropoda; Insecta; Diptera; Muscidae
Exons: 1
Coding region: 143-688 (181 amino acids)
Source: RefSeq, a predicted model, not a curated record
CGCCUACUCCAGAACCACUAGCAGAGCCGCUGCCUGAUCCAUAACCAGCGCCUGAACCGCUACCGGAACCAUGACCAGAGCCGCUACCAGAUCCCGAGCCACUGCCUGAACCAUAACCAGCACCUGAGCCGCUACCAGAGCCAUGGCCAGAACCAGUUCCGCUUCCAGAACCAUAGCCAUGACCAGAUCCGGAACCAUGACCAGAUCCAGAACCGCUACCAGAGCCAGCACCGAUGCCAACACCAACACCUACGCCGGCGCCAAAACCACUUCCACUACCGGAUCCACUGCCGAUGCCUACACCGGAACCAUAACCGGAGCCGCUACCAGAUCCAUGACCAUUCCCCUUUCCAUUGCCGUUACCAUUACCUUGGCCUUUUCCAUUGCCGUUACCAUUACCUUGGCCCUUUCCGUUGCCAUUACCAAAUCCUUGGCCUUUACCAUUUCCAUUGCCAUUACCAAGUCCUUGGCCUUUUCCAUUGCCGUUGCCAUUACCUUGGCCCUUUCCAUUGCCAUUACCUUGACCUUUUCCAUUGCCAUGUUUGUCAAAAUCUUUGCCAUGUUCUUUGUCAUGACCAAAUCCAUGGCCAUUUCCAUGAUCGUAAUGGCCGACACCUUUUCCAUUUCCAUGACUAUGACCGUCACCAUGACCGUGACCAUGAUCAUGACCGUGACCACCACCAGCUAACAGGCCCAAUCCAAGACCUUGGCCUUUGGCGCCCAAACCGGCACCAACACUGCCUGCCGAGACACCACCUUUUUUCGAUGGACCAUUACCAAGACUCAGGCCACCACCAAUGCUUGCUCCAGCGCUGGCACUGCUGCUACUACUUGCACC